Molecule: messenger RNA, 1713 nt
Organism: Catharus ustulatus (Swainson's thrush)
Lineage: Eukaryota; Metazoa; Chordata; Aves; Passeriformes; Turdidae
Gene: ETFB
Product: electron transfer flavoprotein subunit beta
Exons: 6
Coding region: 60-824 (254 amino acids)
Cellular component (GO): cytosol
Molecular function (GO): electron transfer activity
Source: RefSeq, a predicted model, not a curated record
CGUGGCUUGUCGGUGUUGCCGCGUCGCGCCGGAAGUGACGUCAGUUUAAAGCGCCCAAAAUGGCGGCGCUGAAGGUGCUGGUGGGGGUGAAGCGCGUGAUCGAUUUCGCCGUCAAGGUGCGCGUGGCCCCGGGCGGGGCCGGGGUGCAGACGCAGGGGGUGAAGCACGGCCUGAACCCCUUCUGUGAGAUCGCCCUGGAGGAGGCCGUGAGGCUCCGGGAGGGGGGAAAGGCCUCAGAGGUGAUUGCUGUGUCCCUGGGGACCAAGGCCAGCCAGGAGACUCUCCGUACUGCCCUCGCUGUGGGCGCUGACCGCGCUGUCCUGGCCGAAGUCACCGAGGGCGCGGCCCCGGGUCCCCUGGAGGUGGCCUCGGCGCUGGCGGCGCUGGCGCGGCGGCUGCAGCCGCAGCUGGUGCUGCUGGGAAAGCAGGCCAUCGAUGACGAUUGCAACCAGACCGCGCAGCUCCUGGCCGCCAUGUUGGACUGGCCGCAGGGCACGUUCAUCUCGCGGCUGGAGCUGGAGUCGGGCGCGGUUCGGGUGCAGCGGGAGGUGGACGGAGGGCUGGAGACGCUGCGGCUGCGGCUGCCGGCCGUGCUGAGCGCCGACCUGCGGCUCAACGAGCCGCGCUACGCCACGCUGCCCAACAUCAUGAAAGCCAAGAAGAAGCCCCUGGAGGUGAUCCCAGCCUCCGACCUGGGGGUCUCGGGGGGCCCCUCCCGCCUCAAGGUGCUGCAGGUGCAGGAGCCCCCGGCCCGGGCAGGGGGGGAGAAGGUGGAGAAUGUGGAGACCCUGGUGGAGAAACUGAGGCAGAGCGGCCGAAUCUGAGCCUCCCAGUUCAUCCCAGUUUGUCCCAGUUCCCAUUAAGAAACCGCCAUUGUCUCUGUCUCCCCCUGGUGGCGGCUUUGGGAACUGCGCCCUGUUCCCAGUCCCUCCCAGUCCCUCCCAGUCCCUCCCAGUUCAUCCCAGUCCCUCCAGACUAGGCUGCAGUCCUCUCCCAGUGCCUCCCAGUUCAUCCCAGUUCAUCCCAGUCCAUCCCAGUUCCCAUUAACAAACCGCCAUUGUCUCUUUGUCUCCCCCUGGUGGCGGCUUUGGGAACUGCGCCCUGUUCCCAGUCCCUCCCAGUAACUCCCAGUCCCUCCCAGUCCCUCCAGACUGGGCUGCAGUCCUCUCCCAGUGCCUCCCAGUAACUCCCAGUCCCUCCCAGUCCAUCCCAGUUCAUCCCAGUCCAUCCCAGUUCCCAUUAACAAACCGCCAUUGUCUCUCUGUCUCCCCCCGGUGGCGCCUUUGGGAACUGCGCCCUGUUCCCAGUCCCUCCCAGUCCCUCCCAGUUCAUCCCAGUGAGGCUCCAGCUGCUGGACCAGUAAGGACCAGUAAGGAGGAGCUGGUCCCAGUUUGGUGCUGCUGGGUCUGGGAAUGGUUCUGGUCACUGCUCCCCUCCCCCCACCCCCAACUGGUGCCUUUUGGCCUGGACCAGUUUGUCCCAGUUCAUCCCAGUUCAUCCCAGUGUCAUCCCAGUAACAUCCCAGUACAUCCCAGUGCUCUCCCAGUUCAUCCCAGUGCCAUCCCAGUACAUCCCAGUGCUCUCCCAGUUCAACCCAGUGAUGUUUCAGUGCCAUACGAGUUCAUACCAGUGCCUUCCAGUUCAUCCCAGUACCUCCCAGUUCAUCCCAGUCUCCUCCCAGUUCAUCCCAGUUCAUCCCAGUCCAUCCCAGUC